Molecule: messenger RNA, 3439 nt
Organism: Ornithodoros turicata
Lineage: Eukaryota; Metazoa; Arthropoda; Arachnida; Ixodida; Argasidae
Gene: Cpr
Product: NADPH--cytochrome P450 reductase-like
Exons: 14
Coding region: 224-2236 (670 amino acids)
Biological process (GO): response to hormone
Cellular component (GO): cytosol
Molecular function (GO): flavin adenine dinucleotide binding; FMN binding; NADPH-hemoprotein reductase activity
Source: RefSeq, a predicted model, not a curated record
UUCUCUGUCCGUAUGCUCUUUCCGUAGUCUACGGUAGACGGUAGUGUCUGGCUCCUGCUUGUAGUUCGUCGUCUCCCGAACCCGAAUCGCACGCCGUUCGCAAGUCCGAGCACAUUUUUUAAAAUACCAUGUCGAUAUAAUUGGUGCUGCUUCAUAGUGCGCAGUAUUAUUUUAUUGGUGAAGUGCAUUCUCGUCACUAAAGGAUAACAAAUUGCACCAAGAAAUGGCAAGCACAGAAGGCGAAGAGGAGGUCGCGUUGGUGGGCCUGCUCGACAUAGUCAUACUGGCGGUGCUCCUAGGUGUCGCCGUCUACUGGUUGUUCCUCCGAAAGAAGAAGACUCCUUCUUUCGAUCCAUCUGCAAUCAAAACCUUCUCGAUAGACACAAGCGCGCAGAAAGUGGACAACUCCAGCUUCAUAAGCAAAAUGAAGAGCACAGGUCGAAAUAUUGUUGUUUUCUAUGGCUCCCAAACCGGGACUGCGGAGGAAUUUGCUGCUCGGCUGGCUAAAGAAGCAAACCGGUUUGGUCUCAAGGCAAUGGUAGCAGAUCCAGAGGAGUGUGACAUGGAAGACCUGGUGAAGCUCGCGGAAAUCGAAAACUCCAUCGCCGUCUUCUGCAUGGCGACGUACGGCGAGGGGGACCCCACCGACAACGCGCAGGAUUUUUACCAGUGGCUGCAAGACGGCAGCGUGGAGCUGAAGGGAGUCAAUUACGCGGUAUUUGGUUUAGGGAACAUCACAUAUGAGCACUACAAUGCCAUGGGAAAAUAUGUGGACAAGAGGCUCCACGGGCUCGGAGCCAGCAGAGUAUACGAACUGGGUUUGGGAGACGACGAUGCCAAUAUCGAAGAGGACUUUGUCACCUGGAAAGAGCAUUUCUGGAACGCUGUCUGCGAGAACUUCCACCUGGAGAUGUCCGGCGAAGACAUCAACCUGAGGCAGUACCAGCUCAUCGUACAUACUGACCUGCCCGAAGAGAAAAUCUUUCACGGAGAAAUUUCGCGCCUCAAUUCGUACUCUAUACAGAAGAUACCCUUCGACAUAAAGAACCCGUACCUGGCACCGGUGCGUGUUAACAGGGAGCUCUACAAGGGAUCCCGUUCGUGUAUGCAUCUUGAGAUCAGCAUUACAGGAUCUAAAAUCAGGUACGACGCGGGCGACCACGUGGCGGUCUAUCCCAUGAACGAUGUUGCAGUUGUUGAGAAAAUGGGAAAGAUGCUUCAGGUGGACCUUGACACUGUGAUCACCCUGAAGAACCUGGAUGAGGACAGCUCCAAGAAGCACCCAUUCCCGUGCCCCUGUUCAUACAGAACAGCACUGCUGUACUACGUGGAUGUGAAAACUCCACCACGCAAGCACAUCCUCAAGGAGAUAUCGGAGUAUGCCACGGACGAAGAGGAGAAGAAGAAGCUGCGGCUGAUGAGCUCUUCGUCCGACGAGGGAAAGGCACUUUACAAACAUUGGGUGUUGGAGGGCUGUCGUAGCGUGGCGCACAUCCUGGAAGACAUGCCCUCGCUGCGUCCCCCUCUGGACCUCCUUCUGGAGAUGAUGCCUCGUCUGCAAGCUCGUUACUAUUCCAUCUCGUCAUCUCCCAAGGUGUACCCCGAGUCUAUCCACAUAACGGCAGUGAAAGUGGAGUACGAGACGCCGACCGGUCGCGUCAACCACGGCGUGGCUACCGGGUGGAUGGCGUCCAAGCGACCAGACAACGGGACGCAGCCCGUUCUGCCAGUCUUCGUACGUCGCUCUCAGUUCAAGCUGCCCUCGCGGCCCCACGUGCCCAUAGUGAUGGUGGGACCGGGAACGGGACUGGCUCCCUUCAGAGGGUUCAUCCAAGAGAGGGAUUUCUUGCGUCAAGAAGGCAAACCAGUUGGUGAAACAGUGCUCUACUUUGGUUGCCGGAAAGAGCAGGAAGAUUAUUUGUACCGCGAGGAACUCGAGAGGUACCUGGCAAACGGUACCCUGACGAAGCUUUACUUGGCCUUUUCGAGGGAUCAGCCGCACAAAGUGUAUGUCACCCAUCUGCUACGGCAAAACAAGGAGGAGGUGUGGGACCUGAUCGGCAACAAGAACGGGCACUUCUACAUUUGCGGGGAUGCCCGCAACAUGGCGAGGGACGUUCACGAGAUCUUGCUGGAAAUUUUCUGCGAAAAUGGGAACAUGUCUAAAGAGGAAGCCGAAGCAUACUUGAAGCGCAUGGAGUCGCAGCGGCGCUACUCCGCGGACGUUUGGAGUUGAUCACGCUGGCCGCAGCUGUAGGAAAUCAUUUUUUUUUGGGACGUGGACGACUUCCAGGUGUGUGUGUGUGUGGCCUCGGCCGUUUAACCGCAGCGGUCGUCGUCCGGGCAACUGUGGUGCAACGGCGUCGUUCCGCUGGCACGUUGGAGCGUGGUUCAACGGAGGCUUUGAUACGGUCGGGAGAAUAGACUGGGUAUAACGUUCAUUCUACAAGCUUCAAAAAGUUUCCCUUCCCUCGUGUGUGCAAGUCGGGCCAAUUCUCGUAGCUCCACGUGCUCGGUGCUAAUUUACGCUGCGCAGCGACACUGGUUGCUCCGACCUACCCUAAGUCAGUUGGCUUCCAAAGUUAAUGCUCGUUCUUUUUUUUUGUUUUUUUUUUAUCAUCCUGGACUUCCAAACGUUGCGCGCAGCCCAUUGGAAAAUAAUUAGAGCCUGAAGUUUUCGGGAAAUAUUUUUUUCUAAAUUCGGGUGGUAAAAAUCGGGUAAAUAUAUCUGGUAGCUAAUGUGCACUAAAUUCAUGCAAAUUCGGGUGAAAAAACUUCCAUUACGCUAAAAUCGAGGGGAAAUCGGGCUCAGUUAUUCCAACUAACUGUAGCGGUUUGGUACAAACGGUGAUGUAACUGCAUUUUUCUGCCAAACAAGUAAGUUGGUGCAUUCCUACAGACAUCCCAGAGAGGGCAAUUUGCCUGGCAAAAAUCGGGUUCCACCCUAAAGAGGCAACUUUCAAUUUGGGGUGCAAAUUCGGGAAAGGAUCGGGUAAAGCCCUAAAACUUCAGGCUCUAAAAAUAAUUAGCUAUGCAGGGACAAUUAGGUAAUCUGGUGUCUGUGUUGGCUUACGUCCGCGUGUAGGCCCUAAACAUGCUCGAGGUUAACGCUCUUCUGGUGACCACCUCCUGGAACCCUUAACACAGCCACAUUGUGGGAAUCACUCAUUCCAUUCGAGUCGGGUAAAUGGGCAAAGGUCCUUUGUCUGUCGUUGCAUGUGGUCGCUGUACCAGUUUUGAUUGCUGGACCACACAACCCGUUUUAGAACCAAUUUUACACAUGUUCCCCCCCCCCACAUCUUUCAUACUGGUGUGUCCGCCUGUUGUUACUUUGAUUCCUUAACUCUAAAUGUUUUAUGGACACGUAUAUUUAAAAUAUAUAUACAAAAUGCAUAUAUUUUCCGACAUGUUUGGUUAAUUAAAUAAAAAGUGCAAUUGA